This is a messenger RNA of Plodia interpunctella (Indianmeal moth), 810 nucleotides long. RefSeq names its product troponin C, isoallergen Bla g 6.0101-like. The record is from RefSeq and is a predicted model, not a curated record. Gene Ontology annotation, molecular function: enzyme regulator activity; calcium ion binding. The transcript is spliced from 6 exons. The coding region runs from base 123 to 584 and encodes 153 amino acids. Lineage: Eukaryota; Metazoa; Arthropoda; Insecta; Lepidoptera; Pyralidae.
AACCCGUCGAUCAUUGAUAUAUAAACGGCCUACUACUGUAAAAUCUGGAUCAAACCCUGUUUACAGAUAUACAGACAGUGUCAAUCUACUCUUAUAUACGCUAGCAUCAACAAACUUUUAUAAUGGAGGAACUGGAUAAAACACAGUUGCAACUUUUGAAGAAUGCCUUCGACGCGUUCGACCACGAGAAGAAGGGAGUGAUCAGCACAGACAUGGUUGGCACCAUCCUGGAGAUGUUGGGCCAUGAGCUGGAUGAGGGCACGCUAAAGGAAAUCAUUGACGAGAUCGACCAAGAUGGGUCCGGCGAGUUAGAGUUCCCUGAAUUUUGUCAGUUGGCUUCUAAGUUCUUAACAGAAGAAGAGGAAGACGAUGAAGCAAUGGUACAGGAGUUGAGGGAGGCUUUCAGAUUGUACGACAAAGAAGGUAACGGCUACAUCACCACAGAUGUCCUGAAGGAGAUCUUCAGAGAGCUAGACAACACUAUCACAGCUGACGACCUGGACACUAUGAUCGAUGAAAUUGACUCUGACGGCUCGGGGACCGUAGACUUUGAAGAAUUCCUGGAGGUCAUGACUGGUGAAUAAAGAGACUAUGUGAUAUAGAUAAUAGAAAUAAUUUUAAUAAUAAUUUAUAUGUUUAAAGACGACCAAAAUGUAUCUUCGAGGGCCUCAUGAUGAAUUGGAGACUCCAAGAUGGUAUAUUUUGAAGACAUAUUUCAUAAGUUAGUUAUAUUAAACUGUACAUAACGAGUCCUAAAGUACAAAACUGCGCGCAGUGAUUUAUAUUUAAUAAAUAAUUAUUUUUUAAUAA